Molecule: messenger RNA, 3121 nt
Organism: Pogonomyrmex barbatus (red harvester ant)
Lineage: Eukaryota; Metazoa; Arthropoda; Insecta; Hymenoptera; Formicidae
Product: synaptic vesicular amine transporter
Biological process (GO): transmembrane transport; aminergic neurotransmitter loading into synaptic vesicle
Cellular component (GO): terminal bouton; synaptic vesicle membrane
Molecular function (GO): serotonin:sodium:chloride symporter activity
Source: RefSeq, a predicted model, not a curated record
UUAAUGACGAAUUAUCAUGAUGAUUAAAAGAUCAUUACGCAUAAAUUUUUGCUAAAAAUCAUUAAUUUCACGCGGACAUAGUGAUUCUUAGUGCAUUCGACAUAUUUUUAUCCUACAUUGAGAUCGAUGAUCGAAGAAUGAGAUUAGACGAUCUGAAGAACAGUCGCAUGAUCACUGUCGUGGUGGUCUAUCUCAGCCUCUUUCUGGAUAACGUCCUAUUGACUGUAGUCGUGCCGAUUAUCCCCGAUUAUCUGUGCACGCUCGAUGCGAAUACGACCGCGAGCGGCGAGGAGGACGAAAACGGUCGAGUGGGAUUACUCCUGAGCUCGAAGGCUCUGGUCCAAUUAAUUUUGAAUCCCGCCGUAGGCACUCUCACUGGCACUCUGGGCUACGCCAAGCCCCUAUUGCUGGGAAAUCUCAGCCUCUUGCUAGCUGCUUUGCUGUUCGCCUUCGGACAAACGUACGAGAUACCAAGUGAGCAGCAAACUACUUGGCGGCAUUUAUUAUCUAAUCCACAUAUUCUCAUCAUCUCUGGUGCAAUUUGGUGCUCGACAUCGCCGAUGGCAAUACUAGAACCUUGCCUGCCAAUUUGGCUUCGGACUCAUAUAAAACCCAAGAAAUGGCAACUGGGCACGGUAUUCAUACCAGACAGCGUAGGUUAUCUAAUCGGGACCAACUUCUUUGGUAUGAUAGCGUAUCAUUACGGGCGUAGCAAAGUGGCGAUUCUGGCUAUGUUCGUGGUCGGCAUUAGCGCGAUUUUCAUCCCGUCCGCGAACACAAUGUCACAGUUGAUAUUCCCACAUCUGGGGAUGGGUCUAGGCAUUGGCGUCGCGGAUGCAGCCCUAGUGCCGCUGCUGGCCAGCUUGGUAGACCGAAAUGGCAAUUAUGGACCCGUUUAUUCGAUCCAACAAGUGGCUGUCAGUUUGGCUUAUUCCUUAGGACCUAUUAUGGGAGGUGAAAUGGUCAAAGCUAUUGGAUUCCCAUGGGUCAUGCGAGUCGUGGGCAUCGUGAAUAUGGCGUACUGUCCGCUGUUGAUAUACCUCACGUUGGAACGUAGAAAAUUGUUGGCCAACAAAGAGGAAAAAAAGGAUUACGACACGUUUCAAAAAACCAUCACACCCUAUGAAAGAUUUCACGAUGAAGAUCUUUGACAAGAUAUAUUAUUUGUCGACCGUCCAUUACGUUUUCUAAGAUAUUAUAUCUCUUAAUUGUCAUCUGAUCAUUUAAUUAUCUUUUUAAUUAUAGUUUCUAUUUCAAUGGACAAUUGCGAAAAUCCGCUUUUAGACACCUCGGAAUAGUGUCUAAUAAUGUUAUUGUGUCCCAUCAAUUAAGUACGCCACGCAGACCCGAGUCUUUGUCGUAAUUGGUAAUCCAAGUGAAUUAUUGGCCGAGCAACAACCCCCAGGCUGUCAUCCGUGGCAUGACGACAUUUCUCGGAUCGGAGAGCAGAAAUUUGCUGAAUUCGCGAGGCAGGACAAGAAACGCGCGCUUCCGAUAGCGGAAAAUGACGACGAUCGAUCGGAUGUAAACCGGUAGCUCUCUCUGAGAGCUUAUUAGUGCACUCAAUCUAUAGCGAAAUUCGUUUAAGUUGCAUUAACGGUCCACCGUCUGCCGUAAACAUUGACUCGUCAUUAGCUUUCGUGGAUCGCCGUGCCUUACACAAUGUAUUCGAUCAGUCACGCCUUCCACAAUCCGUCGUAUGUAAAAUCAGAUGCCGAGUUUAAAAAAAAAAUCCCCGGGCGAAAUUUCAAGAAUAAUAAUUAAAAAUAAAUAAUUGCAUUUGCAUUUCUCUUCGAAUGCACACAAGUGGCGAUACUCUUAUUUAGUUUUCUUUUAAUUUAAUUGCGAAAUUUUUACAUCUUUGAUAUAAUUGUCCUUAUGGCGGUAUUAUAAAUUAUGGCGGAUUAUUCGUUCUUUUUCAUUUCGAUUUAUGCAAAAACGCUCCUAUUCCGUGUUAUUCCGCGAAGAGCCUAAUGAUUUUGGCUUGUCCGAUCAAAUGACGCAAAUAUUGAUCGUAAAAAAGUUUAUGCGCAUAGAUAAAUCCCGGCUAUUUUCCUCGAAGAAGUCGGAGGCGUAACGUAAACAGAACGGCGGUACCGUCGGUGUCCGAAGGAUUUGUAAAUGGGAAGCAAGGCGCGAGAGGAGGCGAAAUGGGGCGUGACUUUGCGCCCCGGGGUUUAUUCGGUGAACAACGCCGAUCGUCAUUAGCAGGGGGGUGUUGGACUAAUCGUAUCGCCGCCACCACCGUGGCGAGGGAAGCGUUAAAUGCAACUCUGUAAACGACGUGCGUGGAUAGCUUUCUAAAAGUGAAAACUGUGUCCCCUCGUAAAACUUUGCGUAUUAAUUUAGAAGUGAAUUAUUAAUAAUGCAGAACUAACGUCAUUAUAAUUAAUCAAUCGAUAUUGAGUUUCAUUACCGCGGAGUUUUAUAUACCGCUACCAGCUACAUUUGUAUUAUAUAUCCUCGCAUCUGUAUUACACUAUAUAUCUGCGCUUUAUCGCUAUCCUAUUUUACAUCCUUCAAGAAUGUACUCUAAUUUCAGUUGCGAGAUCGAUAAUAAGACGCUUUUUUUUUCUCUCCCGACGAGGGAAUAAAUAGCUUUAUAUAUAAAUGUCAACAUUAUCCAGAUUCAAUCGAAAAUUGACAAAAUAAUAACUUUGUUGCAUUAGAGCACUCUUUACAAACUUACGUAAAUGUGUAUUUUAUCUAUCCUCUAUCUAUUUCAUUCGCAGUUUCCUCUGUAAUCAUUUUAUUUUCACUAUUUCACCUAAUCAUAUACAUAUUUAGCCGAAAGGUCAAUCCUGUUCGGUAGCGAGCCAAUAAUUAAGGUUGGUUAAAUUAUAUUCUAUAAAUAGGAAAUCGAUAUACGCGUAGGGUUCGUGCGACUUUAAUUCCACACAAAAUAAAGUGCGCCGUGCAAAGUUCACCACACAAAAGCUCUCGGCUGCGUCGUUAACGGUGAGGCAGGUAAAAAAGAGUCGUGAUAAAACGCAAACGACGACGGUGACAAGGAGGAGAAGUCGACGACUGAAGAGGACGAAAAGAGUGUCGCGUAUAUAUAUUUAAUGGAAGAGCAUGAUGAUGGUCCAGUGAUUUUCGACCGCCCCCGCGAUGGUGAAAC